Zea mays is the source of this 3867-nucleotide messenger RNA. Its product is annotated as mRNA-decapping enzyme subunit 2. Bases 185 to 772 code for a protein of 195 amino acids. Gene Ontology annotation, cellular component: cytoplasm. The record is from RefSeq and is a predicted model, not a curated record. Gene Ontology annotation, biological process: deadenylation-dependent decapping of nuclear-transcribed mRNA. The transcript has 8 exons. NCBI's taxonomy places the organism in Eukaryota, Viridiplantae, Streptophyta, Magnoliopsida, Poales, Poaceae. Gene Ontology annotation, molecular function: hydrolase activity; manganese ion binding; RNA binding.
GAGCCGCAGCCGGCCCCCGCAGACCGCGUGUGUGCUCUCUCUCCCCUCCUCCCCCUCCCCCUCUCCGUGCGACGACUGGGUGGGCUACCGCCGCCCUACGCAAGGUGCCGAGAACUUCGCCGAUAUCUGCGCCGGAGAAGAGCGCCCACCAGAUCAGGCGCUUGGAAGGCGCGCUGGCCGGUGGAUGACGAUGGCGGGUGGCGGGGGACUGAACCGGUCUUCAUCGAGGGGGCAGCUGCCGCCGCAAGAGCUGCUUGACGAUCUCUGCAGCCGGUUCCUUCUGAAUGUGCCCAAGGAGGAGCUGGAGUCGUUCGAGCGGAUCCUGUUCCUGCUGGAGCAGGCGCACUGGUUCUAUGAGGACAACUCCGUUGAGCACAACCCCAACCUCAAGUCCCUCUCCUUCAAGGACUUCACUUCCCUCAUGUUCAAGAGCUGCACUGCUCUCCGGCCCUACAUCGCGCACCUGGAUGAUAUCUACAAGGACUUCAACAACUACAAGUUUCGUGUGCCUGUGUCCGGCGCCAUCAUCCUAGACGACACUUAUGAGAGGUGCUUGCUUGUUAAAGGAUGGAAGGCUGGGGCCAGCAGGAGCUUUCCUCGUGGAAAGAGGAAUAAAGAUGAGGAAGACCACACAUGUGCUGUUAGAGAAGUAAACUUCUGCCUAUAUCAUGUUCAUGCCUGCAGUUUAUUUUCCUUUUUGAGUGCACCCUACAAUUUCUUUGAAGCAUAUUAUACUUGCAGCAAUGAAAUAUAUUAUGAAUAUAUUCUUUGAUACCAUUCAACACCAUUCGCUACUUUUAUAUGAUCAUAGUCCCUGCUUGGUUAGAGUUGAGUUUACAAAUUGCAUUUUUCAUAUCUCUAGAUCUUCUAAUACUUUUAUCUCUUCUUCACGGCAAAUGUCUGUUUGGUUAAACAUGUAUACAUUUCAUAUCUCUUGAGAACUAAUCUAGAUAUUCAGUUAGUUCGAAGGAUUGUUAGUUAGUUCAAAGGAUUGGCAAGUUUCUAGGUUCGACUGGCAAUUAGAAUUGAGAGAAUCCUUGUUAGUUUUAUUAUUUUUUUGCCUAUCACAUUCCACAAAGCUCAUAUUAGUGUUAGCAUUGCACCUCUAGAUGUGGUAGAUCAGGAGUAUCCUUAGCCACAUCUGGUGUGGUCUGUAACACAGCAGCGAAGAUGUGCAGAGAGCAAAGGAUAUAUCAUCCAUAUCACAAAAAAUAUGUUUGAAUUUUGGUUUGUAAAAUAUUAGGUCACCAGCUUUCUUCAGAUCAUUUGUCACUUGCCCUUUAAACAUCCUUAGACACCAUGAGCUCGAUUAGAUCAUGAGCAUGGUAGGCAUUUCUAUGACAUAUUAACUUAGAAAUUUCACUAACAAUUUACCAUUCAGUAAAACUAUUUGAGGCUUGCUUCAGUCUAAAGCACUCUUAGCUAGAUCUUUUCCUUUCCAUCGUAGACUGUUUGGAAUGAGCUGCUGCUCCACCAAUUCUUUUGCAACCUCCUUGCUUGACUCAUGAUGAAAACCAAGACGUAAUAUGCCACAAACCUAAUCUAUACUACCUAUUAAGGCUCUAAGGGGUAGGCUGCCUCUGCUUGUUCUGCCUUCCGACGAUCUCAACCGUCCAAUACGCUCUAGAGUCUCUCAGCCGUCCGAUGCGCGCACUCUCACCCCCCACGCAUCGCCCCGCCCCACCCGCUCUAGAAGAAUGCCAUGUUCUCAAGCUGCGCCAACAUCCAGGAAAGAGGCGGAGAAAUGCGACUGCCUUCAAGGUCAAUUUCGUUUUAACCAUCCUGAAAUGUUCAUUGUUAGUUAUCUAUUGACCUGAAAGCACACUGUUAAUUAUGUCUAUGUGAUUGCUGUGAUGCGUGUUAGAUCUGAUGGGCAGCCUCGCUGGGUUGGAGGCAUUGGAGGAGGCGCUGCCUAUUCAGUGAGUUAUUGCCAGUUCAUACUUGAUAGAUUGUUUACUUUUUUGUGAUCUGGGCUCUGCAGGAGAAUUUGGUUCCUUGGGGGAAUCUGUGAAGAAGCAGCUAAUUUGCGUUCUUUGGAGUAUUCCCAUUUGAUUUCUGUAUGUUAAUUUCCUAGAAAAUAUUCAGGUUAGUUUAUUGGAAUUGUAGAGAUUACUGUGUGGGUGUGAUUCUGCCGCUUCUUUCUACAAAUGGUACACUGCUACUUUUUGGACUCAAUGAGUAUUUUCGAGAUAUUAGCUUUAUUAUUUCAUAAAGGAGGAAACGUGAGAUUAGAGAUGGUUUGGAUGUUAGGUAGUAGAACAACGAAUUGUCAUUAGGUGCUUUGUCUGAUAGACUAGAUUUUGCGAUGGUCUAGCUAGGUUGCAGAUAAAAAAUGUCAAAACUGUUUUGUUGUUAAUCUGCAUAGUCUUCAUAUGCUUGUUUACUCUUGGAAGGUGCUGUCAUGUGAUUAGUGUGUUUGCAUCUGGUACACUGUACUAUUUUAUAUUGUUAAUAAUAAUUGUUAAUCUACCCCUUGCCUCCGCAAGAAGAACGACGUCGCCCGCAGCACUGCACAACGGCUCAGUCGAGGCACCCAAUGCCCACCGACACCAGUGAGAUGAGUCAGCGUGAACGAGGUCGAGGCAUUGUACAGGUUGUUCAAGAAGAUCGGCAGCACCUUCAUUAGCAAUGGGUUGAUUAACAAGGUCAGCAAUGGGUGUCUGAUUCACUACUUAGUUCUUAUGUAAUCUCUUAUUAAUCUUUGUAGUAUGUGCAAGUGUGGAUGGUCCUGUUAGUAUCAGUCCUGUCGGUCGAUGUGAACUGGCCUCCAUCUCAUCGCUUAUGAUGAUCGGUGAUUUAAAAUCUUGGAGAUAAGGCUAGAUGAGGUUUUUUAGUUCAAUUUCGCCUAAUGAUGUUUUUAGUUCAAUUUUAAAUUUACUAACAGAAUGAUAAGAAUGUUGUACUAACCAAUUGUUUGGCAUGAUUUUGUUUUGACGGGAUAAAGCAGUUUAAAGUAUGUUUAGCAUACAUCAUCUUUGGAAGUUUGGUUUUGGAUACUUGUUAAUUCUCCUUUACAUGAAAGAAAUACUUGGUGAUUAUGAUGCUAUUCAUGUGAGACGUGGUGAUCUAUUGAAAAAUAGGAAAGAUAGAUUUGGUAUUGAACGGAGCCUUCAUCCUCAUCUAGACAGAGACACCUAACCUGAGUACAUUAUAAAAAGAAUUGCACAAUGGAUUCCACCAGGUCGAACUUUAUUCAUUGCAUCAAAUGAAAGAACUCCAGGCUUCUUUUCCCCUCUGUCAGACAGGUACAAGUUAGCGUACUCGUCCAACUUCAGUAGCAUAUUGGAGCCAAUAAUUGAGAAUAACUAUCAGUUAUUCAUGGUAGAGAGGCUAAUGAUGCAAGGAGCAAAGACAUUUAUCAAGACAAUGCGAGAAUUUGACAGUGAUUUAACCCUUUGUGAUGAUCCCAAAAAGAACACCAAAGUCUGGCAAAAGCCAGUAUAUACAGAUGAUUAACGUUAGUUGGUCGUCAAAUAUAAUGCAGACUUGCAGAACUCACUCUUUUAGCAACCUGAUGGCCUGACAUGGACAGCUGAUUAAACCUGAAGCUGGCAUUGUAGUGUUUGCUGUUAUUGCAGAAGCCAUCUAAAAUCAGCCAGUAGUGGUGGACACUACACCUACGGUUCAUUUCAGCGCAUCUGUUCAUACUACCACGUGUACUUAUAAUCUGGAAAAAGCCAAAAGUCGUGACCUUUUUUUCAUAAUUUUACAAUUAGGAAGUAGUUCACAACUUACAAGAGAAGAUUUGUUUGCAGAUUUAGAAUGCAUAUACAUGUCACAUCCUUCUGUCAGCAUGUGUAAGAAUGAACCAGCACUGUGAGGCUUAUGUGUGGAGAAUAUCAGUAAUUGUUAUUAUCUUUUAAUUCA